Aethalodelphis obliquidens (Pacific white-sided dolphin) is the source of this 1359-nucleotide messenger RNA. It is a transcript of the gene DNAJB8, whose product is annotated as DnaJ heat shock protein family (Hsp40) member B8. The coding region runs from base 425 to 1117 and encodes 230 amino acids. The record is from RefSeq and is a predicted model, not a curated record. Gene Ontology annotation, molecular function: Hsp70 protein binding. The transcript has a single exon. NCBI's taxonomy places the organism in Eukaryota, Metazoa, Chordata, Mammalia, Artiodactyla, Delphinidae.
ACUCCGCGCCAACGACCCAGCCGUUGGGCUAAGUGGACACACCCCAGGAGCCCUCACUCCCCUCCCUGACCCCUGGCCCGUGGCCCACCUCGCCCAGCUCCUGUGGUUGGUCCUGCCUCUGCCCCCAGGGCUCAGCCGGCAGUGGAGGCUCGGCCUCCUGGGCAGGCCCGGUGUCCAGGGCUGAUGUCACAAAGGGCCAGCCAGCUCUGCCUCUGCGGGGCCUGGUGGCCGGGCCCCAGCGGCAGUGCCCUCCCCUCCCCCUGCCCCUCUAGCGGAGGUGCUGGUACUAUGAAACGGUAACCUGCCCUGGAGCCAGCAGACUCCAGCCAGGCCCCCGUCGAGGGACCCAGGCCGCCGCUGCCGCCCGCGCCCACCGGCCGCCCGGGCCCCAGGCCCGCGUCUCCACACCGCCCCGGCCCUCGGCAUGCCUAACUACUACGAGGUGCUGGGGGUGCAGGCUAGCGCCUCCCAGGAGGACAUCAAGAAGGCCUACCGCAAGCUGGCCUUGUGCUGGCACCCCGACAAGAACCCUGACAACGAGGAGGAGGCCGAGAAGAAGUUCAAGCAGGUGUCCGAGGCCUACGAGGUCCUGUCCGACUCCAAGAAGCGCUUGGUGUACGACCGCGCGGGCUGCGACAGCUGGCGGGCCGGCACCCGCUACAGCAGCCCCUUCGACAGCGGCUACACCUUUCGCAACCCCCAGGACAUCUUCCGCGAGUUCUUCGGAGGCCUGGACCCCUUCUCCUUCGGCUUCUGGGACAGCCGGCUCGGCAGCGAGCACGCGGGCCGGGGCCACGGGCUGCGCGGCGCCCUCUCGGCCGGCUUCGGCGAGUUCCCGGCUUUCGUGGAGGCUUUCUCAGCCUUGAACACCCUGGGCCGCAGCGGGGGCGGCGCCAGCCGUGCCACCUUCUCGUCUGCAUCCUUCGCCGGCUCUGGCUCGGGCAGCUCGGGCUUCAAGUCGGUGAUGUCGUCCACCAAGAUGGUCAACGGACACCAGGUCACCACCAAGCGCAUCGUGGAGAACGGGCAGGAGCGUGUGGAGGUGGAGGAGGAUGGGCGGCUCAAGUCCGUGACCGUCAAUGGCAAGGAGCAGCUCAAACGGCCGGACAGCAAGUAGGCUCCGCCCACUGCCUGUGCCCACCGCCUGGGCGAUGCUUAAUAAACAUGCCGAGCGGGUUCACGGAGACAGCUGCCCGCUUGGUGGGGGGCGGGCAGCCUGGGCGCACCCGCGAGGCCCGGGGACGUGCCCAGCGCCUGGCGCAGGCUGACUUCGCGAGGGCGCCGUUCAGGCUCGGGGUUAGGAGCUCCCUGCGCCUGCGCCUGCGCCUGCGUCCUCGGGUCGUGAGCGUCCUGACCAGC